Chiroxiphia lanceolata (lance-tailed manakin) is the source of this 618-nucleotide messenger RNA. RefSeq names its product jumping translocation breakpoint (gene JTB). The transcript is spliced from 5 exons. The record is from RefSeq and is a predicted model, not a curated record. NCBI's taxonomy places the organism in Eukaryota, Metazoa, Chordata, Aves, Passeriformes, Pipridae. The coding region runs from base 55 to 471 and encodes 138 amino acids. Gene Ontology annotation, cellular component: membrane; centrosome; cytoplasm. Gene Ontology annotation, biological process: mitotic cytokinesis.
UCCCGGGGGAUCCCGGAGGAUCCCGGGGCUUUCCAGGCAGUUCCCGGUGCCGCGAUGGGCCCCGCGGUGCUGCUGGCGGUGCUGAGCGCGGUGCUGGGCGCGCUGCGCCCGGCAGCGGCGGCGGCGGCGGCCAUCGAGGAGCGACCCGCGAGCCCCGCGGUGGCCACACCGUGCUGGCGGGAGGAGCAGUUCGUGGUGGCCCAGGAAUGUGCCCGGUGCUCCGAAUUCCAGAUGAAGACCAUCCCAGACUGUGCCCCCACCGGGUUCAUCGAGAGGAUCAACUGCCCCACGUCCCAACGGGAGGAGUUCAAGAGCUGCCGCUCGGCCGCGCUGGAGUCGCGGCGGUUCUGGCGCUUCGUGGGCUCCGCUCUGGCCGUGGCGGCGGCGGCGGCGGCGCUCGUGGUGCUCCGGCAGCGGGAGCUCGACCGCCGGGCCCGGGAGAAGGUCCGCAAGCAGAUCGAGUCCAUCUAGGCCCGGCCGGAGGGGCCGGGAAUCCCGCCGGGAAUCCUGCCGGGAUCUGCACCGGGAACGUCCUCGGGGAGCGUCGCAGGGGGUUCCCCCAGUGAUCCGGCACGGGGGUCCCUGGGAGCGGGGUUGGGAAUAAAUCCCGGUCCUCGU